CAGUAUUUUUGUACAAAACUACAACGAAAGAAGAAGGAAGAUGAACAAGGAAGUACAGGAAGCUAACCGAGGGCUUUUGUUUUGUUUCUAGUGUCCGAUGCAUAAGGAGUUCUCAUUUUGUAUUGAACCGCAGGGUUGAAACUCGAAUAUUAUGUUAAACUGAUCAUGGAUGAUAGUUAAUUUUUUUGUUCGUUUCAGUUAGCGUGUGUUCUAGCAACAUCGUAGAUAUUUCUUUCAGAAGAAGCUAGACUGACAACAACAGGCCCAGCUGGAAAGCUAAGUUAACUAGCAAGGCUAGCUUUUGUUCAAUUUUUUGACACAGCUGUCUGAUGUUUGCGUCUUUUUAGAUCUCACACGAUUGUACAUUUUAAACAUUUAUCCAGCAAACGUAAAUCGCUGUAUGCUAUUCAAAUAAACGAUUCAGUCAGAGCGACUGUUCUACUUUCGAGUGCCGCAAUACACUAACUGGCGGAGAGGAGGAUUGUCUAAAGCUAUCGGACCUUAGCUAACAAAGCGGAAUUGAUCAUUUAGACGUGACUCAAUCUGUAAACCUGGUUUAGUAAAAGAGGUGAUUGGAUGACAAUGUAUGCACCACCGGGAACCACUGUCCCUGGAAACCGGCGAAGACGAGCAGGUACCACACUGCCCAAACAGCCCGAGCGGAGCCUGGCAUCUGCGCUCCCCGGUGCUCUGUCCAUCACGGCUCUGUGUACUGCCCUGGCCGAACCGGCUUGGCUGCGAGUCCAUGGGGGUACGUGCCCCAGACAAGAACUUGGUGUGGCAGAUGUCCUGGGAUACACCGACCCUAAACUCCUGGAAGAUUAUUGCGUGAACUCUCAGACCAUCUUACUGCUGAGGGUCAUAGCUGCCUUCUGUUUCCUGGGCAUACUGUGCAGCCUGACAGCUUUUCUGCUGGAUGUGUUUGGGCCCAAACACCCUGCCCUCAAGAUCACCCGCAGAUAUGCUUUUGCCCACAUCCUUACAGUGCUGCAGUGCGCCACUGUCAUCGGGUUCUGCUACUGGGCGUCUGAGCUCAUCCUGUCUCUGCAGCAGCAGCACAAGAAGUACCACGGCUCCCUCAUCUACGUCACCUUCGCCAUCAGCUUCUACCUGGUGGCCGGCGCGGGCGGAGCCUCCAUCCUGGCCACGGCGGCAAACCUCCUGCGGCACUACCCCACCGAGGAGGAGGAGCAGGCCCUGGAGCUGCUGUCUGAGAUGGAGGAGAGCAGCGAGACGUAUCCUACCGAUUAUGACAUUGCCAACCAGUUCCAGCCGCCGCCUGCGUACACACCGUAAUGUAGUCUGGUGUGGCCUCGUCUCGCUGUCUUCUCUCUUUCACCUGAGCUUCUCUUAUCUGCACCACUACUGGCCUCUCAUCAAACAUGUAUCUAUGGCAACCCGAUCCAGUAACUCUACCAAAUGGAUGUCCGGCAAAUUUUCUUCUUUCCAUAAUCAAAACACAAUGAACUCAAUUGUUUCUCAACUGUUGGUGCUUGUAUGCAUGAAAGCUUUUUUCUUUGUGGUGGCAGAAGUUUUCGUGUUUCUUUUGUUUUCCACAACUGAAGCCUUUGAGUUUCAGUAAACUGCAUGUGAAUGGCAACUGGGGUUUGGUCCUUACAAGCAAGCUUAAUUACAUUGGGCAUUGUUUCAUGCUUUGCUGUACGAAACGAGUCUUCAGGUUUACUGACAAGUAGUGGUGUAACAGUCCUCGUGCUCUACAACAGUGGGAACGUCACGACUUGACAAAUGCCAAAUUUUGAACAAAUUAGGGGUGAACGAGUGCAGUGUAUUGCCCUUUUGUUUUAUAAGUUGAAUUGCUACAGAUCAACAUGCUUCAUUUAUUAUUAAUUUGAUGGUGGUCGUUUAUACUGUACUAUUUAACUUUUUAAUCAGUAAAACAACAGUACUGAGACUACACUUAGUUUUUUUUUUAAACAUUUAUGUUCAUUUUAAUUUACCCUUAUUUAUUAAAUGAUUGUCCCCGGUGUGGUAUAGACAACACUUUUUCUUUUUCCAUUUGCUGUGUAUGUAAGGUGUUUUCAGUUUAAAAUUAGAUUUGAUUUAGGUGGUGGUUUCUCAGUGGUAAGGAGUGAUAGUUAAACAAAUAUAGUCGUCUUCUCUACAUUAAUUUGGCUUACAAAUAGGUCAAAUCUCCAUUUGAAUUGCGACUCUUGUUUGUACACGGUAAGCAGUGUUCUCUGUGCAGUCUCCUCUGAUUCUCCAGAUUGUGAAUGUGAUUGUCUAACAUUUUGGACAAAUUUUACACACAGGCACCACAAGUUGGGAAUUUGGCGAUAUUCUAGAUUUUUUUGUAUGUGAUUAAUGUAAUUGUAAAUGUAGCUGACCAUUAUUCCUCUUGUAAAUUUCAUAUCUUCAUUUGUAUUUCCCCCUCAAUUAGUUGCUAUACUUACUCAGUGUGUGGAGAAUGUGUAUUGUAAAAUAUUGUGCACUGUUUAUAUAUAAAGCUGCUCAUGUUGGAAAUAAUAAAAAAAGAAAUGCCAUGAA
Messenger RNA from Osmerus eperlanus (European smelt), 2505 nucleotides. It is a transcript of the gene tmem127, whose product is annotated as transmembrane protein 127. Gene Ontology annotation, cellular component: membrane. NCBI's taxonomy places the organism in Eukaryota, Metazoa, Chordata, Actinopteri, Osmeriformes, Osmeridae. The transcript is spliced from 3 exons. The coding region runs from base 577 to 1296 and encodes 239 amino acids. The record is from RefSeq and is a predicted model, not a curated record. Gene Ontology annotation, biological process: negative regulation of TOR signaling; negative regulation of cell population proliferation.